Messenger RNA from Ambispora leptoticha, 279 nucleotides. The record is from the annotation of a GenBank genome assembly. Lineage: Eukaryota; Fungi; Glomeromycota; Glomeromycetes; Archaeosporales; Ambisporaceae.
GCAAUCACCAGACUGCUAAUAAUAAAUCUUCUGACCGGAAUAAUUUAAUUAUUUUUGCUGUAAUUAGUUUAGCAAUUUUGGUGGGGUUAGGAGGAUUAUUAAUGGUUUUAUUGGUGAGUAGCAAAGAAGAAAAAGAAAUUAUUAGUCGUCAAGAGGCCUUGGACCGAGCCAAAAGUCUUGGUUUGGACCUUUUUUGUGUGGCUCCAACCAAAAACCCUCCCGUUUGUAAAUUAAUAGAUUAUCAAAAACAUGUCUUUGAAUUAAGUAAGAAAAAGAAAG